AUGAUAAAUAAUUUUAGUGUUCAUUUUGAAUAGUCUAAAAAGUAAUUACGAUUUGUAAAUUCAAAGAAUUAAACAUGGAGUCAAAGGUCUCUGCAUCCUUGGAAAAUAACAAUCCUUCAGACCCAGGAACAACAGCCCCUAUUCCUGUCGCACCUCCUGAAGCUCAAGUCCAAGUACCAAAGAGAAGAAACAAGAGGUUAAAGCCGCUGCCUGAAUACAUUAAUAAAUAUAUUGUUUCUGAAAGGCCACGCCCAGAUGGGAGGAUUGACAAGUACUAUCGGCACAAAGAGUUGCAUCUUAAUUUUCGAUCACUAGCUGAGGUGGAAAGGUAUGAAUCGAAAGACAUUUACCCUGGGGGUGCAAAGAAGAAAAAGGAGAACGAAGACCAAAUUGGAUUACAUGAACCCUUGCUAGCAUUGACUUAUGAAGGAACAGAACAAUUGAAUGUAGAAGAACCAAACACUUCAACUAAGGAGAUAAUAAUAUAUGAGAAUAUUGAAAAUGUGGAUACUUGCAAUUCUCCAAAGCCAGGAAUGCGUAUUCUCGAAGAACAGUGUCACAUGAUAGAACCUUGCAACAAUAUGUACAUGCCUAAUCCUACUACUGCUUCAGCACCAAAAGAAACAACUGGUUAUAUAAUAGAGGCAACCCCUGUCUCUAUGGUGCCUCCUAAACCUCAAGCUCCUACUCGGAAGAGAAGAUACAACAAGUUAAAGCCGUUGCCUGAGUUCCUAAACAAUUGGAUUGUUACUGAAAGUCCACGCAAAAAUGGGAGGAUUGAUAAAAAAUAUCGCCAUAAAGAGCGCAAUAUUACUCUUCGAUCACUUCUUGAGGUAAAAAGGUAUGAAACGGAUGGCAUUCUCCCUGUGCGUAGAAAGAAGAAAAAUGAGAGCAACGAAAAAAGUGAAUCACUAGCACCUUUGCUAUUAUUGACUUAUGGAGAAAUUGGAGAACAGAAUGAAGAACUAGAGGCUUCAACUAUGGAGAGAAUAAAUUUUGAGAAUAUGCACGUGUCCAAUGUUACUGCUUCAACUUCAACUGCACCAAAGGGUAGGCGUGGAAGAAAGAGAAAAAUGAAAACAGUGGUGAGUUCAGAAGAAGAAGCCAACAUUGGAGUUGAACAGAAUGAUGAAGCUGUCCCGAUAGAUAUUCCAAUCACUGAUGAAGCUACCCUAAUAGAUGUUCCAAUCAAUGAUGAAGCUGCCCCUGUAGAUGGUCCAAUCAUUGAUGAAGCUGCCCUGAUAGAUGUUCCAAUCACUUAUGUUGAGAAUUUUGGUGGUCCUAGCCGCUAAAGAUGAUAUCUUCUCAUUAUAUACUCUGCUGCUUUCAUGAUGUAAUACACAUUUAAACUGUGCGUAAACUAUCAGGAGUUUGGGUUUGUAAUAAUUAACUUUAAGAUAUUACCUUCAUUGGAUUAAUGGGUGAAAGUUUUUAUUGGGAUGUUUUGUUGGAUUUUUAACUCAAGGAAAAGGAAUGGUAUCCUCACCUUGUUUUCAGAAA
Molecule: messenger RNA, 1500 nt
Organism: Gossypium arboreum
Lineage: Eukaryota; Viridiplantae; Streptophyta; Magnoliopsida; Malvales; Malvaceae
Exons: 10
Coding region: 75-1292 (405 amino acids)
Source: RefSeq, a predicted model, not a curated record